Cyphellophora europaea CBS 101466 is the source of this 639-nucleotide messenger RNA. RefSeq lists its product as uncharacterized. Bases 1 to 639 code for a protein of 212 amino acids. Lineage: Eukaryota; Fungi; Ascomycota; Eurotiomycetes; Chaetothyriales; Cyphellophoraceae. The transcript has 2 exons. The record is from RefSeq and is a predicted model, not a curated record.
AUGGCAAGCCGGUCCGCCCCCGUCUUCGACCCGUCAGACCUCUCGUCGCCCCUGGCCUACAAAGCCUCGGAGACAGCCCUCAUCCUCGGCGACUACCAGAACAUGGUCGUCGGCAUUGUCGGCACCGCCGGUGCCACCGCCGUCACCACCGCUGCCGACAUGCGCGCCUGGGCGGCCAGCCACGGCGUCACCACCAUCCACAGCAUCAUGGAUUUCACAUCCCCCCCGGCCGCGACAUCCAAGAUCGCCGCCCGCUGGCCCCAGAUGGCAGGCAUGGUCUCUGCCCAGCCCGCGCUGGGCGAAGAAGUGGCGCAGAUUGCCCACCCCGACGACCUCACCGUGAAGCGCACCGGCGGACUGAUCUCGGUGCUCACGUCGCCCGCGCUGCGUGAAGCUCUCACCGCUAAGGGCAUCAAGAGCUUGAUCGUGUGUGGGCUGACGAGCAGUGGCGUCGUGUUGAGCACGUCACGGGCUGCGUACGAUGAGGGGUAUGUGGUGACGGUGGUGGAGGAUGCGUGUGCCGACCGCACGGAGUCGGUGCACGAGGUCGUGAUGCGCGAUGUAUUGAUCACGGCGCAGGUGGCUCAGGCGGAGGUCGUUAAGGCGGAGCUGGGGAAGGUGUGGGGUGGUAGCAGUUGA